Schistosoma turkestanicum is the source of this 2756-nucleotide messenger RNA. The record is from the annotation of a GenBank genome assembly. NCBI's taxonomy places the organism in Eukaryota, Metazoa, Platyhelminthes, Trematoda, Strigeidida, Schistosomatidae.
CUGGAAUGUGCCGUUGGAUGCCCGACCCACGAAAUAAUGAAGCCCAUUGGCGAAUUGAGCAUUCAAAAACUAAACAAGGUUCAAUGAACGGAAUUCUUUGUAUGUCUUUAUCUACACUUCAAAGGGAUGCUGAAAAACUUGAAAAUUUGGUUCCAUUUGAAAUUGAUACUAGUUCUUCAGAUUUUUUUACUGCUCGACUUUGGAGUGAUAAAUUUCAUCGUCAGAAAUCACAUGUAGAUUAUCGGUGCUUGACUUUAUCUUAUAUAAUUGAGGGUAAGAACAGGAAGACAACAAAACCAACCACGAUAAAUUACAGUCAACAUAUUCCUCAGCUCACUCUUCUUCGACAUUCUUCAGGAUCAUGCACUAAAAAAUUUGUAAAUGGACGAAAAGAAUCAUUAUUGUGUGAAAAUGAAAAAUUAUGGUCGUCCGAUUAUUUAUUUCAUGCACAAAAUAAUUUAUUGUCUUCUUCAUCAUCAUGGAAAACAAUUACUCUCUCAUUGAUUGAUUCCAAUGAACCAAUUCUAACUGAUUAUAAGCUGAUAUUAGAAGGUACCAUUCCUGCUGGUUAUCCAGAUGCUAGAAUCUGUGUUGAUAAUAUUACCUCUUAUACUGAACCAUGUAGUGCUUUGGAGAAAGCAUCUGCACCAUUGCCAAGUCAAUGGAGUUGGGCACAAUACUUUGGCUUUACAUUUGUUGGUGCUUUAAUCUUAGGUUUAUUAAUACCUGUGUUGUUUUUGGUUAUUCUGAUUUGGGCUUGUCGUCGGCGUCAUCAUGCAACGCAUUCAAACUAUACAAAUAAUAAAUUAUUUUCAACAAAUUUAUGGUAUUACAUCGGGGGCAAAGAAAUGUGUAAUGAUCCAAAUGGUUUUCGUGGUAGUUCAAGUUUAUUACGUUCAAAACAGUUCAACUCACCUUCGGCAACUGGUACUUUAUUAAAUAGUGGUGGUGGGCAUCAUAUGAUGUUAAGUAAUGCUGACGUAAUGGAUUUGCCUGAUGUAGUUGUACCCGGUGGACGUGUAAUAGCUUUCAAUUAUUCUGGAAAUACUUUAGGCGGCAAUACCCUCCGUCAUAAUCAAAAUAAUACUGGAUAUACUAACACAAAUUAUUUACCAAAUGUACAAAAUGGUCAGAUUAUGCCAACAAAUGCCAAUGCGACAAUUUCAUCAAAUAGUUGUGGAACAAAUGUCACUACUGUUGCACGUACUUGUCCAAAUCCAAUGCCGUUAGUAUCAAAUGAACAGUUACAAGGUCAACAACAAGGUGAAGCUUACAAUUACCAAACUAAUCCAGUUUUCGGGGAAUCUGCUUCUAUGGCAAUGAUGACAGUUAGUCAAUCUCCUAUGCUGAUGACACAAUCGAUGGCACCAAAUUACGGCUCUGAAUCAAAUAAUAUUGCUCAGUCGAAUUUGUUUAACAAUAAUGCUCAACAAAUAAACCAGUUAAAUCCUAAUAGUCAAGUAUACAAUAAACCAGUAAUACCAACAUCAACUCAGCAACAACAACAACAACCACAACAACCACGUGCACAAUCUCAAUAUUUCCCUCCGACUCAGCAACUUCAAGCUAAUUUGAUUCAACCACAACCGCAAACAACUCAACCAUUUCAACAACAAUCAUCGAACUUUCCGAAUCAAAAUCAACUUCAACAGCAACAACAACAACAACAACCACAACAACAGUUAGCAACUACUCAAGCACCUGUUUCUAAUCAGUUCUAUCCACAACAGCAACAACCACAACCACAACAACAACAACAGCAGUUUCCAUUGCCACCACCACCUUCGACAUGUCCAUUACAACAGAUGAAUACUCAACAGACUCCAAAUUUACCAUCUCUAACACAACAACAAACUCAACCUGUUUUAUUGGUUCAACAAUCGGUUAGCCAUCAGUAUCCAUUUCAAUCACAACCACAAUCUCAACCACAGCAACAACAACAACAACAACAACCACAACCAAUGUUGACUGAUCAACGUGGACAACAAAUAGUGAAUGGACUAAUACCAACAUCCGUUGCUGCUAUUGCUAUUGCUACUACAGUCCCACUUGUUACAUCACAACCAACUUAUCAAACACCAAUUCAACAACCAUGCAGUAUUAUCACUGUAAACACUGGCAAUCAUCAUAAUCUGACUAAUGGACAUGCAUUGACAACAAUACCAACAAAUCGUUGUUUAUCCAUGUCACCGAAUUCCAUUGGUACUACUGAUUCAUUGACUGAAGCGGAUCAACAAGUAGCUAUGGCUUUGUUAGCUGCUGCUACUGAAGGUAUGGAUUCAUUUCGAGAGAAUCAAACAACAACAACAACAACACCGAUUAGUUUACAAUCUCCAGUACCAAUAAUUAUUAAUAAUAUGAAUGGAUUAGAUGCAUGUCUCAAUAAUCAUAGUAAUAAUAAUAAUAAUAAUAGUAACACUAAUAAUAGUAAUAAUAAUAAUAAUAACAAUAGCAAUAGCAAUAAUAAUAAUGCACAAGUACCAGUUGAUGAAGAUAAUCCACCACCAGGCUAUGAUGAAGCUAUUGGUUUGAUACAAACUAAUUUUAUCAACAAUGUGAACAUGGCAAUGAUGAUGAAUACAAUGAUUAAACCAGCUGUACCUAUACCAAGCACUACUUGUACACCACCGCCAGCAUUACCACCACGUCGAAUUAUCAAUGGAGUCGGUUUAGAAGAGGAUAUUGACGAUCCACAAUCAAUGACAGCUUGUUUAUCAUUAGCUGAACGUUAUGGUCUACCAGUAGCGGAAAUUUAA